Marchantia polymorpha subsp. ruderalis is the source of this 982-nucleotide messenger RNA. NCBI's taxonomy places the organism in Eukaryota, Viridiplantae, Streptophyta, Marchantiopsida, Marchantiales, Marchantiaceae. The record is from the annotation of a GenBank genome assembly.
UCAGCACCUUCAUCUCGCGACUGUCACCUGUUCUCAGGAGGGCUUUCUGUCGUUUCGCUCUUUUUUGCAGUUGGAGAGCAGUCGGCGUACAUGAUGAAGAUAGCCACCCGUAGCCUCGUCUUGAUGACUGCCAUCGCUGGGACUGUUGCGAUGUUCAGCUCCGCCGCCAUCGCUGCUGAUGUUUACGAAUGCGAUUACAAGAACGAAUGUGGUGUGGAUGUUCACGUGACGGUAUCACCAUCCUACAAGAGCAAAUACGGAUACAAGGGAGACGACGAAUUCGACCUGCAUGACAAGGCUUCCAAGCUAGUUCGUUACACUCUGGAGAAGCUCUCCUCUCCGUUGGACCUGCUCGGCAUAUUCUGGAAUCUCAAAGCCGUCGUUGACGGUGAGGAGCUAGAUGCUUCAUGCUUCGUGCCUCUGAAUGCCAAAGUGGUGAUCACCAAAAGAAAUGGUCGUGUUUGCUCCGAGGUCUAUGUUUACAGCAAGAUACUACGCAAGUACUUCGUAAUUUCGGUUGUGUACUUGCACUAAAUAUGUUACCACUUCCAUCGGUGCUUUCAGCAUGUGCAAGUGUCGGAGACGAACACUAGAGUUGAGGGCUCAAGAUUAAGACUUUUGACUGUUAUUUAUGUCAGACGGAUAGGACAUUGUGUGAGCUUUUUGCAAUAAGAAAGCUCUGCUUACAUAUGAUUUCUCGAGCUCAGAGAGUGCGAACAUUAGUCAGCAACGCAAAAUCUUAGUUUGUUUAGAUUGUCUAGUCAUCCGAUGUUCAAGUUAUGAUUUAUCAGGUGACAGGAGUACGAAGGAAAGAAUUUAAAGAGCCUUAUCAUGUACUUUCACUGGUAGGGACUAAGCCAUCCUUGGGGAUUGUGUUUCGCUAGAUUUUGGUGCACUAUAAAGUUGGAAGAUUAAAUUGUGACAUCGAUAUGGACCUUUCAAAUGUAUUGAAGGUCCAUUAAUACAACGUCAAAAAAUAGCG